Ruditapes philippinarum (Manila clam) is the source of this 2154-nucleotide messenger RNA. Its product is annotated as peptidyl-glycine alpha-amidating monooxygenase B-like. Gene Ontology annotation, molecular function: copper ion binding; dopamine beta-monooxygenase activity. The transcript has 11 exons. Lineage: Eukaryota; Metazoa; Mollusca; Bivalvia; Venerida; Veneridae. Bases 39 to 1760 code for a protein of 573 amino acids. The record is from RefSeq and is a predicted model, not a curated record.
UUAGACGGUUACAGUUCGAGAAGAGAAGUUGAUACAAAAUGAUCGAAGCCGUGUACAUUUUGUUAUUUGUACUUGUAAUUACACCGGCAGAGGGACAUUCAACUUUUCAACAAAGUAUACCAAAUGGCGAAAUUGUACCCCAUCCUUGUAAACCGAACUUUUUAUGGCGUGGAGUAGGUCAUGAGAAUAUAAAUGGUGGCGGAAACCGGAACCCAUUCGGUCUGGACUUUGAAAAAAAUGGAAAAGUUUGGAAUAAGUCGUUAUGUGAACUGGAUUCUGACGGAGAUGGGAAAACAAACGGACAUGAACUCGGUGACCCGGAAUGUAUCUGGACACCAAAACAAAAACCUGCAAUCUCAACUGGACUAUCCCAUCCUGGAAUCUGUGAACCAGUUGGUAGUGAACAAUGUGUAGGAAAAUCAGACGACAUUGACUGUGAACAAGGCGAAUUCAAAUGUCCUGCAGUGGAGGAUACAGACGACAAAGCAAUAACAAUGUUUACUGCUAGACUCCGCAAGACAGGAGUUAGAAACAAAGAGACAACAUACAUGUGUCAGACAUUUAAAUUUCCGGCGGAUGAACGUCACAUGAUUGCCUUCAAACCUGUCAUUGACAAUUCACGUGUUGUCCAUCACAUGGUGGUAUUUGGUUGCCGCGGGGACUACAAUGGCAGAACUUCACCAUAUAAGUGUGGAAUGGUUCCCAGCAGUUUAUGCAUUGACAUGAUUGCAGUCUGGUCUCUUGGGAUGUCCGGGCAUUGUAUGCACAAAGACUGUGGAAUCUCUGUAGGCGGGAACAACGGUUUCAAGUGGGCGGCAUUACAGAUACAUUGGAACAAUCCCGAACUUGUGUCGGGUCUCACAGACUCUUCAGGCAUGGUAUUUUAUCUUACGUCAAAGCUUCGGCCAUAUAACGCCGGCAUCCUCAACAUUGGGCAGACUGAAAUUGCUAUUCCUCCAGGAAAAGAGGAGCAUACAGAACGCGGCACGUGCGAUACUACGUGCACAAAGCAAAUCAUGACAGACAAAAUCACGGUGGUUUCCGUGUACAAUCACAUGCAUUAUUUAGGUAAAUCACAGACAACUGAACUUGUUAUAGGGUCUGGUGCCGGGUCACGUGUUGUGUCUCUAGGGAAUGAUGAGAUAUACAAUUAUGACGAUCCAAUUCUCCAUGAGUUUGUAGACGGGGUGAUAGUGAGUCCAGGUGAUGAGUUGAAGACUACAUGCGUGUACAAGUCUACAUCCAGACACAACAUGACGUAUUUCGGUGACGACACAGAUGACGAAAUGUGCUUCUCAUUCUUAACGUAUUUCCCUGCCGAGAACUCACACACGUCAUGCCUCUCGGUGGGACAACGAGCACAAUGUGCUGCAAAAGAUGGUGACACAUGUGAUCGUUCGAGAUUAGAUCCCCAAAAUCCCGAACUCCUAAUCAUGAUGGUUAACAUUCAGAAAUUCUGUACCCCAGGCCUGUGUAGAAACGAAUGCAUGGUUUACGUACGCGAGAUGCAGAAAGAUCCUUGCUUUGAGGAACUGACCUUAGAUCUUCGACCCCACCUUAUCAGAAUCAAAGAUUUUGACUAUCACCUAAAUGUCAUCUUUGCGGCGCUUGAUUCGUGCAAUACCGAGCUUCUGAUGGAAAAGAUGGCGAAACAUGUCUGCAAGAAUGGUUGGCUGGACAUGAGUCACGCUGCAGACAGGAAAUGGCAGCACGUUGUGUACCUGGAAAUAACCUUCAUCUCUCUCAUACUGUUACUAUAACUACUGAGACACAAAGAAACCUUAUUAUACAAUGUAAUGUAGAACAUGUAUGUGUUUAGCCCAUUUCUGUUUCAGUUUAAUGGACAAGGCAACAAAAUAAUCAAUGAUAACACAAACAACAACAAUAAUAAUAAUAAUAACAAAAACAGCGAGAAUAUAUACCAGAGCAAAAAUAACAAAAAAAGGGUUUAUGCGAAUUUUUAUGUAAAUAUAUAUCUUAAUGACUACAUUUGUAUAUGUAUUAUAGAAGAGUAGAUACCAACAUAUCAAGACUCCGUGACUUUAUAUUAUAUAAUUGCCUUGUAAGACUUUUGUUUUACUCUUUUUUAACUUAUUCUAAAGAAUGUUCAAUCAAAUCUUACUUUUAUUUCAUUAUUUUCUCUAAAUCGGGACC